CGAGCUCGUCCAUCUCCUUGACCUGCCCAAGCGAAACUCCUUCGAUCGCAUGCAGUUGUCUUUCAAAGCACGAUUCCAUCAUACUAAGGCCAACGAUGUAUCAAAACGGAUGAGCAUUCCGCGCACUUGUGUCACAACAAGGUGACGUUCCGAUCGUACUUCGCCGAUCUUGAUCGUUGCUUUGUGUUCGCGAGCAACUCUGGACCGUGAUCAGAUCGCUCAGAAUGGCCAGCGCAGUACUUGGCAAGCUGCCGUCUAGCUGGGUUGCUUCGUUCAGCAACUCUUCAUUGACAUUCAGAUGGACCUUCGCCAGUAUCGUCUCCAGCAUGAUCGGCGUUAUGACAAUAGCGUGGUGGACGAACAACCUUCACUUCUCGCGGCGACUGCGAAGAAACAGCGCCUCCUCAACCGAUCCCGGCGUCCUUAGAAAGGGCACAACGUUCGAAAGCUACGAAACACCCUCCGGCCAUGUCUACCCAAAGAUCCGAACAUUCUUCCAUCCUCAUCCAAACGCAGACAAGCUACCAAAAGACAUCCCUCUCCUGGUCUUCGCACACGGUCUGGGUGGAUCUGCUGCGCAAUUCGCACUACUACUCAAUUCCCUCGUCAACAUCGCGCCAUGCCUUGCCAUCGACUUGCCUGGCUGUGGACUUUCAGACUUCAAGCCGAGGACGGUGGAGGCCUACACGACCACCGCACUGGCAGAACUGCUCUACACGGCGAUUGAGCGCUUCCGCGACAAAGGCAACAACCAAAAGGUUGUAUUGAUUGGCCACAGCAUGGGCUGCUCGAUCUCUGCUCUUCUUGCGUCUUGGAGCUCGCCAUUGGCACAUCUCUGCACAGACCACAUAUCCGGCAUGAUCGCAAUGUGUCCACGAUCUUCUCCUCUUUCCGAGCACGAACAGAAAGGGGUCAUUUUUUUGAGCAAGCUGCCUCUGCCAGUCUUUGAGUUCAUGAGGUUUCUCGAUCGCCGUGGCGGCAUUCACAGUAAGUCGGUCGCUCGCAUGGCAGGCAAACAAGCCGACGCAGAGACGCGCAAGUUCCAACUCCGCUUCAACCAGCAAUCCCGCUCAACAACAUAUCGCGCUAUGACUACUGCAAUGCUUCUUCAAGAGCAGUGUACCGCAUCAAAGAACGAGGAAAGCCUCCUCAGCAGACGAACCUGGUCCGGUAUUCGUGUUCCCCUCUUACUCCUGACCGCCAAAGACGAUACAGUCACUCCUCCCUCCGAAGUCGCCCAAAUUACUACCUGGCUCACCCGCAAAGACUCAGCGAAUGACACCUCUGACCUCAACACACCACCGACCGUCUCGCCACCUGCCCACCUCCAAGUCCGCACGUUCGCUUCACCCGCCUCACACGCCCUACCCUACACUCCGCCAUCCCUCCGCCUCCUCGCCGGCACCAUCGAAUCGUUCCUCUCCCAUCAUGUCUCGAAGUCCCUCAACCCAGGUCUCCAGCUUCAACUCCUUACCACAACCGGCAAAUGGGACGUCAAAAACUUCGAAAAGUGGCGAAAAGUCCUCCCCUGCUCGCCUCCCAUCGCAGACAUCUUCCGAUCGAUGAAGACAAUGAGGGAACUCGACGACGAGCAUUGUCCUGAAGGCUUCGUCGAACGUUUUGGUUGGAAGAAUAAAGAUGACGGCGUGUGGGCGGUCGUUGAUAUUUCUCAUGGCACGCCGGUGUAUGAUCCACAAGGUCUAGAAAGCAGAUGCGUCAAGUACGUCAAGUUCCCGACUGUGAGCAAGCUGCCGCCGAGCGCGGACGAUGUCGAGGGAUUUAUUGGAACGAUCGAUCGACUGCGAGAAGAGUUGGAAGAGGUGGUGAAGGCGAGAGAUGGUGAAAGCAUAGGGGAGAAGUCGAAGCCAACGAUCGGAGUUCAUUGCCAUUAUGGCUACAACCGCACGGGAUAUCUGGUCGUGUGUUAUCUCGUCGAGCGGCUGGAGUACAACGUGAAGGAUGCAGUGGAGGCGUUCGCAAAGGCCAAACCGCCGGGCAUCAAGCAUGACUUCUUUGUGGAUGAGUUAAAAGUUUUCAUCAUCAUCAUCAACGUAAACAUACCAACGACCUCCACGCGCGCGACGAUGGAUUGGAUGGAGUGGUGCUGGUUCCUGGUGGCGAGGGAGGAUGGGGAGGAGGGAGGGGGGGUGAGUGGUGGCGGUGGUGGAGAGGAGGAGGUGAAGGAGGCGAAGAAGGAGGCGAAGAAGGAGGAGAAGAAGGAGGAGAAGAAGGAGGAGAAGAAGGAGGAGAAGAAGGAGAAAGAUUCGUAA
Zymoseptoria tritici IPO323 is the source of this 2270-nucleotide messenger RNA. RefSeq lists its product as uncharacterized. The record is from RefSeq and is a predicted model, not a curated record. Gene Ontology annotation, biological process: dephosphorylation. Gene Ontology annotation, molecular function: protein tyrosine/serine/threonine phosphatase activity. Bases 225 to 2270 code for a protein of 681 amino acids. The transcript is spliced from 5 exons. NCBI's taxonomy places the organism in Eukaryota, Fungi, Ascomycota, Dothideomycetes, Mycosphaerellales, Mycosphaerellaceae.